Xenia sp. Carnegie-2017 is the source of this 2350-nucleotide messenger RNA. RefSeq names its product neuronal acetylcholine receptor subunit alpha-10-like. Gene Ontology annotation, molecular function: transmembrane signaling receptor activity; neurotransmitter receptor activity; extracellular ligand-gated monoatomic ion channel activity. The record is from RefSeq and is a predicted model, not a curated record. Gene Ontology annotation, cellular component: synapse; membrane; neuron projection. The transcript has 8 exons. Lineage: Eukaryota; Metazoa; Cnidaria; Anthozoa; Malacalcyonacea; Xeniidae. The coding region runs from base 315 to 1847 and encodes 510 amino acids. Gene Ontology annotation, biological process: signal transduction; chemical synaptic transmission; regulation of membrane potential.
GGGUGAAAGUACUUACCUACAAUUACAAGCAAAUAACGCGGAGACGGUUGAUGGGCAAUUUCGUUCACCUCAUUCCAGCUUCAAGCAAAUCAAGACACUCAAUGCAUUCAACGUGUUUCUAGUUAUUAAACUCAUUCAGAAGGAUACCACGGAUACUAAGGAUCUUCAAGUAGCAGAAGUUUCAUAUCUUUGGAUGAUAACACUAGAAAAGAUAACAAAGGAAACAAAACAAACCAGAAAGAAACAGAAAUACGACAGAGGUUGUGCAAGAGCAUCAUAUAAGACAACGUAUACUUCAUAUAUAUGUACAGAUCAUGAGAGGUUUUUUUGAACUUUCCCGAAUUUUUUCGUUGGUACUUUGCAUCAUCGUCAUCAAUGCAGACAAUACUUUGGGCAACACGAAGUUCGAAAAUGAAGGAGGGUCACGUGGAGUCAAAAAUUGUACCGUGGAUAAGAGUCAUCCGUCGGCCACGGAUCCCGAACACAUUCUUAUCUCUGAUUUGAUGAAACAUUAUAAUGCCGACGCCAGACCAAUCUUAAAUAAAUCUGCAGCUGUGAAUGUGACUUUCGAUUUGGCUUUCAAUCAAAUUGUCGAUCUUGAUAGUAGACAGCAAACGUUGAAGAGUAAAAUUUGGCUACGACAGUUUUGGGUGAACCCGUAUCUCACGUGGGACUACAACGAUUAUUGCGGAAUAAAAUUUAUCAUUCUCAACUCGAAGAGGAUUUGGAAACCGGACAUUGUGCUAUACAACAGCAUUGGACACGAUGCAGCAAUUUAUAACAGUAAUUACAUGAUAAAGAUACACCAUGAUGGCCAAACAGAAUGGUACUGUCCUGCCGAGAUCAAAAGCAUUUGUCAUAUAGACAUCAAAGAUUUUCCAUUCGACACACAGCAAUGUCGACUCAAGUUUGGAUCUUGGAUCUAUACGGGAGAGGAGGUCGACAUCCAGCCCCAGAGAGAGACAGCAGAUUUGAAGACGUACACGGCCAACGGAGAAUGGAAACUAAUCAGCGCAGCAGCCAAAAGAAAUUCCAUUAAAUACACAUGUUGCCCAAUCUCGUACAUUGAUAUCACGUACACACUAAACAUUAGACGUCGCGUUCGAUUUUAUAUGAAUAAUCUUAUCUUACCUUGUGUAAUCUUGGGCGCACUAACUGCCCUAUCGUUCUACCUUCCACCAGAGUCGGGUGAACGCAUUUCACUGGUCAUGACAAUUUUGCUAGGUUUGACAGUAUUCAUGUUACUGUACAACGAAAGCAUCCCACCAACAUCAGAAUCGACGCCUUUGAUUGGGAAAUACUUUUUUGCAAUCCUCCUGCAAGUGACAAGCUGUUUGGUUAUAACGUGCUCGAUUCUUCGUUGCUAUCAUCACAAUCCCUUUAAAGAAAUGCCCAGGUGGUUUCGAUAUCUUAUAUUUAACGUGCUGGCCCCCAUACUCCGCAUGAAGUUCCCCCAUCGUAAGCACAAGAUCGACAACCGCCGCAGACCAAAACAAACGCAGCUUCUGCAGCACAACAAACACGUCUACACUACAGAAACAUAUGUCCCAAAUGGCAAAGACAGGUACCCGACCUGCUGGAGUGGUGACAAUCGUGAAACCAGUCCACGAAAUUCGAAUACGAGUCUGGAGAAGGCAGCAGUCGAGACGACAAAUGAUGGAAACUGUGAAGGCAUUUCAAAUCAAGUUGAUAUACUCUUGGAUUAUUUUGAUAACGAGCAAAAAGUGGACGUGAAACGAGAUGAAUGGCAUUUUGCUUCGAUCGUUUUAGAUCAGGUUUUCUUUUAUAUGUUUGCUGCCACGAUAAUAUUUUCUGCCAUCACGUUCUACGCUAUGAUACCCAGCUAAACCUUCUUUCACAUGUACCAAGUUCGCCUAAAUGACUUAUUGACAUGUAAAUUAAAAUCAGUGACAAAUACUAAACUGUGCUGAACUAUAAUAACAUUUUAUGUCUUGAUACAUAUACUUCAUGUUACACGAGAGUGAAAUAAGGCGGAAAGUCAAAUGGGUGGUGAUAAAAGAGAAUAUUGUAUUGUAACAAGUGAACCUCGGAAUUUUUCAUCUGCUGAUUUGCUUUCUCGAUAUACUUUACUUUAUUGAUGUUUUAUGAGAAACCAGAUUGAUCAAAAACCAGCUGACAUUUGACAAAACUGGAAAUUUAUUUUAAAUAUAUAAAAAAUAAUAUAUUAUGCAUGCAAUAUUUGAGGAUUUCUACAUAAAUCCUAAUAUAUAUAUUACUUCCUUUAAAAAACACACAUCACUUGUAAUGUAUACAAAAAUUCAGAUACAAAAAAGCAUAAAAAUAAUAUCAAAGAAGGGCACCUCGAUAGUCCUACGAUUAUCUCUUUGAA